This is a messenger RNA of Neohortaea acidophila, 773 nucleotides long. RefSeq names its product mitochondrial ribosomal protein L27-domain-containing protein. Gene Ontology annotation, molecular function: structural constituent of ribosome. Bases 53 to 370 code for a protein of 105 amino acids. The record is from RefSeq and is a predicted model, not a curated record. Gene Ontology annotation, biological process: translation. NCBI's taxonomy places the organism in Eukaryota, Fungi, Ascomycota, Dothideomycetes, Mycosphaerellales, Teratosphaeriaceae. The transcript has 2 exons. Gene Ontology annotation, cellular component: mitochondrial large ribosomal subunit.
CGUCUCUUCACUGCGCCACCACACCUCCUCGCGGAGCCCAGCAUCUAUCGUUAUGCAGCCGACACAGGCCUUGUGGAAGCGCUCCUCGCUCCGACGACUUGCCCUUACCACCAAGCAGGGCCCGCAUAACUACUACAAAGGGAAUCGGACGGGCUCUAUGGGACAACAUACCAAGUAUGGCGGUUACAUUGUGGAUUACAAGAAGGUCAGGACCUACGUCUGCCCCGAUUUGACUGGGUUCAACUUGACUCCCUUCAUCGUACGAAGCGUCGAAAAGGCUCGUGACAAGUUUUCGAAAAGCGAGAGCACUGGACCCAUGGACGGCAAAAGCUAUCUGAACAGGUGGAAAGAAGCAGGUGGAAAGAUCUGAAUACCAAAGUCGCUUAUUGCAACGCAUUACGGCGCCCCUCUCUCCGCGCCCCGUCCAUCUCGUGGUACACGCAGGAUGUCUUCACAAAUAUCAAGUACCUCACGAUGAUCUUCCAGUGACAGUACGUGCUUCAACACUUGACGGCGUAUUACAAACCUCCGAGCGAGGACAUUGCGCGGAUCUUGGACAAGGCAGAAGAUCGAAAGGAGGAACGCAAGCCUUUCAAGACGAGACGGGACAGGCUGGGAUGGAGCAUGGGAUGGCCUAUACAACGCCAGAGACGAACGAAGAUCGAUUCGACUCAGAGCGGUUUGGGCGAGAGCUUCUUGAAACAAGUUCGUCGGUUGACAUGUCAGACUGACGCGGGAUCUGCAACUAGCAAGUCUUCUAUGUGUACGAGUAA